Molecule: messenger RNA, 1751 nt
Organism: Syngnathus acus (greater pipefish)
Lineage: Eukaryota; Metazoa; Chordata; Actinopteri; Syngnathiformes; Syngnathidae
Gene: kctd6b
Product: potassium channel tetramerization domain containing 6b
Exons: 4
Coding region: 234-1043 (269 amino acids)
Biological process (GO): protein homooligomerization
Molecular function (GO): protein binding
Source: RefSeq, a predicted model, not a curated record
GACAAAUCCGUGCGCGUGCAUACGCGACUGCGCGUGCAUGUCCGCUUGGCUGCGGUGAACAUCACUCACUGACUGGCAUCAGCACCGCUCAACCUUAACCUCGCUCGGGCUCCUCUGUUGGGACGAAAGGACGCAAUCGAAAAGAGCCUGUCGGUGGAAGUGAAUUGAGCCAAAGCACGUUUGUCGCUCUGUUUCGGGUCCUGACCAAGUGGGUAUUUGUCUACAAAUGGAUAAUGGAGGCUGGGGCCAUAGGGGGCCACUCAAAGUGUGGUCGUGCAUGCAGUCCACCAGUUGCCCAACCCUGGUUUAAGUUCUUCAACACAGCCGGCAUGGCUUCUACUCCACCUGCCUGUAAGAUGCCUACUCCCGUCACCUUAAACGUCGGAGGUCACCUGUACACAACCAGCUUGUCCACGCUGCAGCGUUAUCCUGACUCCAUGCUGGGCGCCAUGUUCCGGGGAGACUUCCCAACAGCCCGCGACUCCCAGGGCAAUUACUUCAUUGACCGCGACGGGACGCUUUUCAGGUACAUCCUGAACUUCCUGCGGACGUCGGAGCUCACCCUCCCGGCUGACUUCACAGAGACAGACCUUCUGAGAAAAGAAGCCGACUUCUAUCAGAUUGAACCCUUGAUCCAUUGCCUGAGCGAUCCCAAGCCGCUGUACCCUCCGGACAUCUUCGAGCAGGUUGUGGAGCUUUCCAGCACACGCAAACUGUCCAAGUACUCCAACCCAGUAGCCGUCAUCAUCACACAGCUGACCAUAACCACAAAGGUCCACGCCCUGCUCGAGGGCAUUUCCAACAACUUCACCAAGUGGAACAAACACAUGAUGGACACCAGAGACUGCCAGGUGUCCUUCACCUUCGGGCCGUGUGACUAUCACCAGGAAGUGUCCCUGCGAGUUCAUCUCAUGGACUACAUCAUGAAACAAGGCUUUACCAUUCGUAACACGCGUGUGCACCACAUGAGCGAGCGGGCCAACGAGAACACGGUGGAGCAUCACUGGACUUUCUGUCGACCGGCUCAAAUCGUGGAAGAUUGAUUUGUUGUCGCCGUGUUAAGAUGGGGUCAAAUGCCCGUUCGCAUAUCAUCAUAAAGGGAGUAUUAUUUUUUUUGUUUUGUUUUGGCCACGAUCGAUUCUGAUGUGUCAAACAAGUAAUAGUUUAAAAGAUGAUCAAAAGUGAAGAUGAAUAAAGGACACCUUUAGAAAAAGAAAGAAACAAAAUGAGCCAUGAUAAAGACAUUAGUCAAUAUGUGAUGCCAAUGUUUGUAUGUUUUACAUUUUGAAAUGAGCAAUACAUUCCACAGUUAUUACCCCGCAAAGUUGUAAUGGCCGACUGCUGCCUGCGCGUGUAUGUUUUUAUAUGUCUGACUUGCCCUUGUCUUGCUGUGCGGUGCUUUUGAUGAAGCCAAAAAUAGGAAGUGUUGGAUGCUCGCUUUGGGCUUCAGCAACCUUCUUGUGUUUGAGGGCUAUUGGAAACCUUUUCCUAGUGGCACUUUGUUGAAAUGUUGCAUUUUGCCUCAUGAGUUAUUCCGUCUAGAAAGAAAAUUUGUAUAUAAAUAUAUAUACUCUACCUUGGAAGCCAAUUCUGGUGAGCCCAUGGUGCUCUUAGCUGUUUAUAUUCUUAAUGGUACUUCUGUCCUAUGUAGUUGUUGCAUGUGUUUAAUGCAUCUGUUUAGAUGUAUGUUUGCAGUUUUGUGUCAUGCUGUUACACUUGCCAUCAAUAAAUCCAGUAUCUCAAAGGUUGAA